AUGGCCGCCUCCAAGGUUCCCAUCACACUCACAUAUCGGAAGCCUGGUACACAACCGCCUCUAUUCGUCGCUGGGACCUUCUCCAAUCCACAAUGGGAGGCGCAAGAGAUGCAGGUCACCACAGGGGACGACGGAGAGCAUACGUUCUCCAAACCCCUGCACCUUCCCCCCGGAUCCAAGAUUCAGUACAAAAUCCGCAUCGGUCCCGGAGAUUGGUGGGUUCUCAACGAUGACGCGCCGACGGUGACCGACGAGGCCGGAAACCGCAACAACGUAUUGAUUGCCCCAGAACGCGACGAGGCCCAUGCGGACGACGAGGCGCGGAACAACGACUCAAUCGACGAACGUUCCAAUACUUCACACGCGGGCGUAAACAUGAACGGCUCGACACACAGCGAGGUCCUUCCUGCGCCGAAACCUCGCGGCGUUGACAAGCUACGGGAGCGCAGCGAGGAGGAGCUCCAGCACCUCACAGCGACACCCCCCGAGGAGGUCGCGGAAACUGCCGCCGAAGUCGCUGACACGGCCGAAAAUCUGGAUGCUGAUAAGGACGGCAAGGACACGAAUGACAGGGAGAACUCUACUGUCUGUCUCAUUGACAGUUUCCCGGAUGAAGAGGAGGACCUCGAUGCUCAGAGCGAGCUUCCCCCCCUCUUUGCCCAUGAAUGCCUUGGCGGUUCCGACCCUGUGCCUGAAGUCGUCUCACCCCCUGUCCGACGCAGCAGCGAGGCGCGCAGCGGCAGUGUCGAUUACAAUAUCGACAAGUACGAUCUCAACGAUCCCACACUCGAAAGGUGGCCGUCGGACCGCAACGCCAUCAUGGACGCUGUGCGGCGCGUUGAGUCAUCGCGCGAUGAAGACCAGACCUAUGUCCUGGGCUCACCCAUCUCACCCAUCAUCACCUCGCGCCGCGCGAGCAAGAUUGAGGAAGACAUUGCUCUUUCACCCGAGUUCCCAAGUCUCGUCACCGCGGCCAAGCUUGACGUACCGACUAGAAAGCAGUCGCAUGGCUCUAUGGUGUCCAAUCGAUCUCUGACAUCUCUUGCUUCCAUUGUGGAAGAGGAUAACAGACGCAUCGAGGAAGAGGGGGAUGACGAGGAGGCCGUGGAGGAUCUUCGACCUUCGCCUGUGGUUCGCUUGCCCAGCCCUGCCGUCAAGGUGACCCCUGAUCUCCUGCGCUCUCCUGCUAGCGAUGACGACGAGGGUGUGGUCCUGAAGAGUUCUCGCUCCGAUCUCGACCUCAAGAGCGACACGAACACACCAGCUGCAGCGUUGGAGCUUCCAGAACAUGCGACUAGCGAGAGCCAACCCAGUCCACCCGUCCAACAGGACCAACCCAGCGCCCGCGCGCCCCCACCAGACGAGAUGGACGAGCUGGACGACGACGGAGCCGAUGGCAGCAUUGGACAGCGUGCCGCCCCGCAAGGAGAGGAUUCGGCGGAUGGCCAGCUGCGCAGGCGGAAUCUCAGCAACGACGGUUCUGUUGCGUCCAGCUCCGCUCAGGGCGCCAAGGAUGCCGACAGCAGCAACUGGCUCCAAGCCUUCUUCCGUGUGCUCUUUGUCGACUGGAUCGGGGGCUUUGUCCGCCAACUCUUCCACGGAAACCGCAAGUAG
Verticillium dahliae VdLs.17 is the source of this 1614-nucleotide messenger RNA. RefSeq lists its product as uncharacterized. Lineage: Eukaryota; Fungi; Ascomycota; Sordariomycetes; Glomerellales; Plectosphaerellaceae. Gene Ontology annotation, molecular function: protein kinase binding. Bases 1 to 1614 code for a protein of 537 amino acids. The transcript has 3 exons. Gene Ontology annotation, biological process: signal transduction. The record is from RefSeq and is a predicted model, not a curated record. Gene Ontology annotation, cellular component: nucleus; nucleotide-activated protein kinase complex; cytoplasm.